AUGCAGGACCGGCGCCGUCUGGGCACCAGCGGUUCCCAUAACGACAACCGACUACGCGGCCCGGGACAGCCGGGGCGCGGCUGGCUGCGCUCACCUGCGGGUGCGGACUCGGGAGAGCCGAGCUGUCCCCGUCCGAAGCCUGGGUGCGGGUGGAAACACCCUCGGGGCUGCGGGCGGAAACAAAGCGUCUACCCGCUGGGGCCGACGGCCCGACUCGGGAGAGGAGCCCGGGCAACGCUCGGGGUCGCCGUCCAGCCCCGCUUCUCCUCAGCUGGGCGCGCCUCUGCCGCCAGUCAAUCGCAAGAACGUGGGCGGACCGAGAACGCCACGCCGCCCAGCCCGAAGAAUGACCUUGGGAGGGAAGUUACCUGUGCUCCGGAGCCGAGGUGCGGCUACAGCCAAAGAGGCCGAGGCGGAGAGAAGCAGGGUCGGCUUCUCCCGGGGCGCGGACGUGGCUCCAGGAUCUCUGCUCCGCGGGGCUCCGGGCGGGAUGACUGGAGUCUCGGGGACCUCGGCUUCGCUCUCCGCUGCCGCCCACCUGUGACCACAGCCGGCCUCCGCCCGGGCGGUGCUUCCGCCGCCCCCGGGCCGGCGGGGUUCAGCGCCGCAGGUCCGCGAGCUUCCGGGUGCCCCGCCCCCGGCGCCGGGGAUCCCCGCCCGCCCGCACGUGCGGAGGCUCCCCCUGCCCUAGCGAGGCCCCUCCCCGGCCCGCGGCCCGGAUGCCCGCGGGAGCGCAGGAGCCGAGCUCGGGGUCCCGGAGCCGGUCCAGGCGGUCGGGCCCCGGGCUGGCCCCGCACCUCCGCCACGCCCCAGAGGCGGCCGCCCAGACCCCGCCCGGCCCCGCGGGUGCCUCGGGUUGGGAAAGGCGCGGAGGCGGAAAUACGGGAAACCCCGGAGCCCGGAGGGUUCCCGAAGUACAGGAGAGCCGUGGUUCGGCCAGUCUCUCUGAGACUACAGCAACAGGCGUUGGUGGAGCUCUCCACCGCGAAUUGUUACCGACGUACCGCCCCCAAAUUCGCUAACCUUCUCUUAAAGGCCCAUCCCUGUCCUUGA
Messenger RNA from Rangifer tarandus platyrhynchus (Svalbard reindeer), 1053 nucleotides. Lineage: Eukaryota; Metazoa; Chordata; Mammalia; Artiodactyla; Cervidae. The record is from the annotation of a GenBank genome assembly.